AUGCUGUCGAAUAGUCAAUAUUGUAAUACAAUACUGUCAUCUGAUUUUGAGGAUUUAUUUUCAUCAGUUGUUGAUUUUAUUUCUGAUGACGAAAAUAAAGAUGAUUUGAAUCUAAAUAAUGAUGUGAUCUUAAACGAAAUAGAUUCGUCAUAUGAGAAUGACCCAUAUCAAGUACAAAUAUUACCAACACAAGCUCUUACAUCUAAUAUGAUCUGUCGUGUUUGUGGUGGUCCAGCAAUUGGCUAUAAUUUCGAUCAAAUUACUUGUGAAUCAUGCAAAGCAUUUUUUCGUCGAAAUGCCUUACGAAAUAUGACUGAGGUAAAAUGUCGGUAUUCUGGUACAUGCGUUAUCAAUGUUAAAACACGUCGUCAAUGUACCUAUUGUCGAUUAAAAAAAUGUUUUGAUAUUAAAAUGCGUAAAGAUUGGAUUCGUACGGAAGAAGAAACAAAAAUAAGACAAUUACAAAAAAUAAUCAGAGAGGAAAUGAAAUUAAAUAAAGUAAAAUAUGAUUUACAACCAGUUAUGAAUCUUCCAUUAGUUGUACGAAAGAAAAAACGUCUAAUGUGGAAACAAGCGCCUCUUGUUAAUCCAAUAUUUAAUGGAAAAUAUUUUAGUUGUAAUCGAAAUUUAUGUUAUGAAGAUCAAACUUUAUUAAAUAAUAUUACUAAUGCUUAUCAUUCAGGAGCUGAUUAUGCUGAUUAUUCACAUAUUAAGACAUACACAAGAUUUACACCUUUUUCACAAUUUAUUAACGAUGAAAAUGUUGUAUAUAGUUCAUUAAUUUAUUAUUAUAAAGGCAUACCUGAAUUUAAGCAAUUAGAUAUCGAUGAUCAAGUUUUAUUAAUAAAAUCGAAUAUUGUUAAACUUAUACAUCUACAUUAUAUAGUAAUACAAAACUUUGAAGAUUUUCCUUGUAUUGGUGAACAUAUGUCAAAGUGGAUCAAUGCCGAUUUUCAUAAUCAAAUGUAUCGAACACGUUGUUAUUUUUAUCGUUUUAUGAAACACCCAUUAUUAUUAAAAUUAAUAUUAAUUGUUUUUAUGUUCAGUGUUAAUUUAUCAGCUCCAUGUAGUAUUAAUCAAUGUAGUGGAUAUAAAAAUAUAAAAAAAUUAUAUGAAUGUCAAAAUUAUUAUAUAAUGUUACUUUGGCGUUAUUUAAAUCAUUUAUUCGAAGAAAAAGAAGUGAUAAAAGCCAUGGAAAUAAUCGUGACACAAAUCCUACGUUAUCAAGUGUUAAUGCUUACUAUUGAAGAUCGUGUACGACAAACAUCAAAAUAUGAAAAAAUACAUUCGUUAAUGGAAUCUAUCUUUAGAGUUAGUUAA
Messenger RNA from Adineta steineri, 1320 nucleotides. The record is from the annotation of a GenBank genome assembly. Lineage: Eukaryota; Metazoa; Rotifera; Eurotatoria; Adinetida; Adinetidae.